AUGAGGACUUGGAACCUCAAGGAGGACCAGGAGGACCCGGAACCCCAGAGCCAGACCAGGAGAACCCGGAACCUCAAGGAGGACCCGGAACCUCAGAGCCAGACAAGGAGAACCCGGCUCCUCAAGGAGGACCAGGAAGACCCGGAACCUCAAGGAGGACCAGGAGGACCCGUACCCCAGAGCCAGACCAGGAGGACCCGGAACCUCAGAGCCAGACCAGGAGAACCCGGAACCUCAAGGAGGACCAGGAGGACCCGGAACCCCAGAGCCAGACCAGGAGAACCCGGAACCUCAAGGAGGGCCAGGAGAACCCGUACCCCAGAGCCAGACCAGGAGGACCCGGAACCUCAGAGCCAGACCAGGAGAACCCGGAACCCCAGAGCCAGACCAGGAGAACCCGGAACCUCAGAGCCAGACCAGGAGGACCCGGAACCUCAAGGAGGACCAGGAGAACCCGUACCCCAGAGCCAGACCAGGAGGACCCGGAACCUCAGAGCCAGACCAGGAGAACCCGGAACCCCAGAGCCAGACCAGGAGAACCCGGAACCUCAGAGCCAGACCAGGAGGACCCGGAACCUCAAGGAGGACCAGGAGGACCCGGAACCUCAGAGCCAGACCAGAAGGACUCGGAACCUCAGAGCCAGACCAGGAGGACCCGGAACCUCAAGGAGGACCAGGAGGACCCGGAACCUCAAGGAGGACCAGGAGGACCCGGAACCUCAGAGCCAGACCAGAAGGACCCGGAACCUCAGAGCCAGACCAGGAGGACCCGGAACCCCAAGGAGGACCAGGAGGACCCGGAACCUCAAAGAGGACCAGGAGGACCCGGAACCUCAGAGCCAGACCAGAAGGUCCAGGAACCUCAGAGCCAGACCAGGAGGACCCGGAACCUCAAGGAGGACCAGGAGGACCCGGAACCUCAAGGAGGACCAGGAGGACCCGGAACCUCAGAGCCAGACCAGAAGGUCCAGGAACCUCAGAGCCAGACCAGGAGGACCCGGAACCCCAAGGAGGACCAGGAGGACCCGGAACCUCAAGGAGGACCAGGAGGACCCGGAACCUCAAGGAGGACCCGGAACCUCAGAGCCAGACCCGGAGGACCCGGAACCUCAAGAGGGACCACAGAAGAUCACAUCUUCCAUCCUGGUACCAACCAGAACCCCUCCCCCCAGAUCCAGACACAGAUUCUGA
This is a messenger RNA of Oryzias latipes (Japanese medaka), 1191 nucleotides long. NCBI's taxonomy places the organism in Eukaryota, Metazoa, Chordata, Actinopteri, Beloniformes, Adrianichthyidae. The record is from RefSeq and is a predicted model, not a curated record.